CUUUGCUGCAUGCCCUUCCUAUUCUUUCCAGUUUCAGACAUUUCCAAGGGCACAUUACCCAGUAAGACUACCAUCCCCAUCUGUGUAUCUUCAAGAGCAAAUCUGCAGAAGAGAAAUUAUUAGCAGCAGCAAAGGCACAGGAGUGUUCAUCCCAAGGUCAUCACAACCAACAAGAAAGCAUUAUAAUAAUAAACAAGGAAGGAACACUUCUUUCAGCACAAAGUCUAGUGGCCAACUGGGCAAUACUACAAAAAUGGUUUCUCAAGCAUCACCUUAUGUUCAUUCUUUUCACACAAGAAAAGGCUGAAGGAUACACACACAUCUUAUUAAGUGUGUAUAUGAUUUGAUUACUAUUAUGCUUGAUCAUAGUUAUUAUCUUCUUCUAAUAAUAAUUGUUUCUGUUAGUGAGUAUUAAAGAGGUUCAUUACCAAAGGGUAGUGCCUCCUUAGAUCUUGGAAAUGUCUAGUGAUUGUUGUACAAGUGUGAUAUAAAGGAAAAAUAAGUACAUCUUCUCUUAAAUGUAAAGGCUAUAUAUAGUAUGCUUAUAAGGUAGAUGGCUAAUCUUUGUUAUUAUCUGCC
Cuscuta epithymum is the source of this 579-nucleotide messenger RNA. The record is from the annotation of a GenBank genome assembly. NCBI's taxonomy places the organism in Eukaryota, Viridiplantae, Streptophyta, Magnoliopsida, Solanales, Convolvulaceae.